AGGAGAUUCAUUCGUAAACCCUAGAGCUUCGCUUCUCCGCAGCCGCCGCCGCCGCCGCCGCGUUCCACCACCUACCACCCCCACCGGAGAAGAAGAAGAAAAAGGAGAGGAAGAUGGUGUCGGGUUCGGGGCUGUGCACGCGGCGGGUGGUGGUGGACGCGCGGCACCACAUGCUGGGGCGGCUGGCGUCGCUGGUGGCGAAGGAGCUCCUGAACGGGCAGCGGGUGGUGGUGGUGCGGUGCGAGGAGAUGUGCAUCUCCGGCGGGCUCGUCCGGCAGAAGAUGAAGUACCUCCGGUUCCUCCGCAAGCGGAUGAACACCAAGCCCUCCCAUGGCCCCAUCCACUUCCGCGCCCCCUCCCGCAUCUUCUGGCGCACCGUCCGCGGCAUGAUCCCCCACAAGACCCCCCGCGGCGAGGCCGCCCUCGCCAACCUCAAGGCCUUCGACGGCGUCCCCCCUCCCUACGACCGCACCAAGCGCAUGGUCGUCCCCGACGCCCUCAAGGUUCUUCGCCUCCAGCCCGGCCACAAGUACUGCCUCCUCGGCCAGCUCUCCAAGGAGGUCGGCUGGAACUACCACGACACCAUCAGGGAAUUGGAGGAGAAGAGAAAGGAGAAGGCUAAGGUUGCAUACGAGAGGAGGAAGCAAUUAACAAGGCUUCGUGUCAAGGCUGAGAAAGCUGCUGAGGAGAAGCUGGGUUCUCAGAUAGAUAUUUUGGCCCCAAUCAAAUAUUGAUUGGCCUGAUUGUCAUCAAUUUUCUUUUCGCCUUUAUAAUAUUUCUGCUUAUCGGUACCAUGAGAAGUGAAAUGAUAUGUCUGUCGAAACAUGAUAAUUUUGUUCCAAUUGAAUACUAGAGAGUUAUAUUGGCUUGAUCUGAUUUUCCCUCUUGAAUUUUCAACCUUGAACUCUCC
Molecule: messenger RNA, 910 nt
Organism: Oryza sativa Japonica Group (Japanese rice)
Lineage: Eukaryota; Viridiplantae; Streptophyta; Magnoliopsida; Poales; Poaceae
Product: large ribosomal subunit protein uL13y
Biological process (GO): translation; negative regulation of translation
Cellular component (GO): cytosolic large ribosomal subunit; ribosome
Molecular function (GO): structural constituent of ribosome; mRNA binding
Source: RefSeq, a predicted model, not a curated record